Messenger RNA from Erigeron canadensis, 1207 nucleotides. RefSeq lists its product as uncharacterized. Bases 22 to 1062 code for a protein of 346 amino acids. NCBI's taxonomy places the organism in Eukaryota, Viridiplantae, Streptophyta, Magnoliopsida, Asterales, Asteraceae. The transcript has 2 exons. The record is from RefSeq and is a predicted model, not a curated record.
AGAGAAAAUUGGCCAAAAGAAAUGGUUUUGGAGUUAUGUCGGUUCUUAAACAAAUAUAUCACGAAGCAUGGUCGAAAUAAUCCUUUCAAAUGGGUUACCCUUCAGCCAGAGUUCGAAAAAAUGAUAAACCGUAAAUUCCCCAGUGAUAAAGCUUUGAAAAAUAAGUAUGAUGGUAUGAGAAAAGAGUACAAUCUUUGGAAGUCGCUAAAGCACGGGGAGACUGGACUUGGUUGGAAUGAAAGUACUGGUCAACUUGAUUGCGAUGAUGAAUGGUGGGCUAAAAAAAUUCAGGAAAACCAAAAAUAUGAAGGAAUUCAAAAUAAUCAACCAUCUAAACAACUACAAGAAGAAUGGGAUCUAUUAUAUGGAGAUGCUGUUGCAAGUGGGGAAAAUUGUGUGGCACCCUCUAUGGAUCCAACUACAUUCACUGGGGUGCAUGUUGAGAUCCUUGAUGAUGAAAAUGUUGAGGGAGGUGACAAUGAAGAUGCGUAUCAAGUAUACAAUGAAACACUUGAAAGACUGGAAAAACAAGAAGCUGGCUUCUAUGGUACCUUUAUGAAAAAGGUCAUUCAAGAUGAUGCAUCAGCACCAAGCCCAAGUGGAGUUGCACAAAAUGUUGAGAAGCCUACUAAAAUAAAUACUAAGCCUAAACCAGUCAAUAUGAAACGUAAAGGGAGAGACUCAUUAGAAGCUUCAAUGCUUAAAGAUCAUUUAACUCAAAGUAAUUUGAAUCAACAACGUGUUCUUGACAUGUUAGAGUCAAGUUCUUCCAAACCCAGUCAAAGUAAUGAGGUUAGUGUUGAUGUUGCUGUGGGUGUGCUUAACCGUAUGGUAGAUGCAGGAUUGCUGAAUGAAUAUGAGGAGUUGUGGUUUUUUGCAAUGGAUUUGCUGGAAGAUCCCGUGAAAAGAAAAAUGUUUAUGAGUGUGCGACAUGAUGAGGGUAGGGUGGCAUGGCUAAAAAAUCUCAAUUUCAAAGAGAGCCCCCGAAUAAUAUGCAAGAAGCUUUUAAUCGUUCGCAUUCAUCUUUACGAAGUUAUAUUGAGAGGUCAUUCGGAAUUUUAAAGAAACGAUUUAAGAUACUAGGUGAAAUGCCCAAGUAUAAUGUGCAAACACAAAUUGAUAUUAUUAUGGCUACAUUUGCGUUGCAUAACUAUAUUCGUAAUUCUCAAGAAGACAUCUUGUUUACUACAAUGGAACAAUAUCCAAA